Molecule: messenger RNA, 1734 nt
Organism: Hydractinia symbiolongicarpus
Lineage: Eukaryota; Metazoa; Cnidaria; Hydrozoa; Anthoathecata; Hydractiniidae
Exons: 2
Coding region: 47-757 (236 amino acids)
Molecular function (GO): DNA binding
Source: RefSeq, a predicted model, not a curated record
UUCUGACACUACUCAUCAAGAUUACCCCCUAACUUGUGUAUACAAUAUGUCGACCAAUGGGGAAAAAAGAAAAUCGUACAGCCACGAAUCACUUGUCAAGGCUUUAGCUUGUGUAAAGAAUGGCAAAAUGAAUGUAACUGACGCUGCUAAGGUGUUUGAGAUACCUCGUCAAACUCUAAAGGACAAAGUAUCCAACAAAUAUAAACGGGAUAUUAGAGGUCAACCGACACGAUUGACGACAGACGAAGAAACGUAUAUUGUCCGUUAUAUCGAUUUUAUGGCUAAACGUGGUCAUCCCUUAUCUAUUUCGCAUAUCAAAGAUUUUGCGUGGUUUAUUGCCAAAGAAAGUAACCGCACAAGUAAAUUUCGUGAAGAUGUAGGUCCUACUGACAGUUGGUGGCGUGGGUUUAAACGAAGACAUUCGAACUGCAUCACCUUACACAAACCUGAUAACAAAACAAAGGAAAAAAAACUAAAAGUAAUGACAAAGAGUCCGACCGUAACAUCUGAGAAGCUUAGUAACAUGAUAAAAGACACAAAUAAGUUACUAAAGAAAAAGGCGAAAGAAAAACAAGAGCGAGUCAAAGAAAAAAAGAAAAAAACUGAAGUGGCUGAUUCUAAAAAAGAUACAAAAUCAACAUAUUCGCAUGAAUUAGUGGUGGAUGAGGAAAGUGAUAGUAAGACUUCUAUAUCCUCUUCUUCCGAGGAUGAAGUGGAUUCUUUUUCGUCUCCUUCCGAUGAUAAUAGUGACGCCUGAUAUAUACAUAAAAUUUCUUUCGGCAAAAGUUACUUCCCUUUAUUGUAUCGAUCAAUUGAUAAAAUAAGUGUUCUAGAUUUUGAGGUACCUAUAAUUUUUGCCAAUUUUAUGAAGAUUAAUAAAAAUUCCCCAAAAAAGUUGAAUAUUUACCAUAGUUGAAAAAUGACGCAAUAAUCCUGUUUGCUGUCUUUCUUGUAAAUUUUGAAAAUAUAGGCGGAAAAACAAGAAUUGUGACUUAAAAUUCCCUUCCGCAAUCACUUGUUGUUUGUUUAUUUUUAUUGUCUGUGCUAAAUCUCGCGCAUUAGCGGAUUUUUUUUUUCGUGACUGCGUGUAAAUUAGUCAGCCUGUAUAGAUUUACUAAAUAAUUUUUCGCAAUAAAAUCAUAAAAUGGACCAUUUGUGAUAAAGUUUUUUCGUGAAAUAUCUCUUUUUUUCGCAAAAUGCAUUAUUUUAAACUCGCGAAAAUAAGUCGUCGCAAAAAUUGAUAACUUACGACAUUGCUACAGUUCUAUUGUACCGAUUGUUGAAAAUGAAAGUAUGACUAUAAGUGUAUGUAUAUAAAAAAAGAAACAGAAGAAUAAACAGGAAUCCCUGAGUAUGAGAUUAAGAUUAUUAAGCUAAAUUUUUAGCUUUUACAAAGAGCGUUUAUUUUUCGUGACUCCCUCUGAAUUGGAUUUAAGAACAUUAAAUAUACAUGCUUCUAUCUUGGAGUGCUUUGAAUUCAAUAAAAAUGAUUUUUUGUCUAAAGAUGCAUAUCAGGUAUUUUGAUUAGGCUUAACUUCAGGGAAGAAAUUUUUGCGCACACUAGAGAGGCCUGGGAGGAAAUUUUCGCCGGAAAAAAUCUUUGGGAAUCGUAGAUCUAAAAAUUAAUAUUUGCGUUUUGACCUCUUAUUUAGGAAUAAAAAAAUGAUGACAAGAAUUUUUUAUUUUUGAAAUAACGUGAGGUAUAUGACAUAUGUAACAGAUUCAAAAAAUGAA